CAACCGAGAGAUAACCAUUGAGAAGACACGUAAAUAUUUACAGAUCACGAUAAGUUAAGUGAAGAGAUCACUUCUUUGAGUCUGGCGCUGGCCCGUACCUGCGAAACAUCGGACUCGGUUGUUUUCCCGCGAGAUUUGAUGCACCGUUAAACUUUGACGAUACGACGUACAAUGUGUGUCGCCACCACUACCCCACACCAUCAGCCACUUGAGGUUCCGGGCUUAGUCCUCUGAAUUGUACUGGCCCGGUCAGUUGCAAUAGCGAUCGCUGCAACGUGCCGGCUGUGAUACAUUUUCUCACUCUGCCAAGUUCAUUUAUCAAAUCCUUCCCCGGGAACAUCAACAUCGGCGGUUGUUGUGAAUACACCAGCGACAAGUUAGACAAACAACGUGCGAGCUCCUUUGAAACGGUGGAAUCCGCAUUUACUGAGGCAGCACCGUGGACAAAGUGGAAGUUACCCGCGCCUUGCUCGCUCCGUUGCCCGCAGGACAAGAGAUUGCCAACGUGCUUUGAACUUGCACAUUAUCGAGGUCCCUCCCCCAUCAUAAGACCCGGACGUGCGUGCACUGUCAGCUCGAAUUCAUUCUGGUGUUGUAAUGGGCAAGUUGACGUCUUUGCUUAGUUUUCUCCACCAAUCUCCCUGCACCUGCAUCAUCAGCAUGUCCUCCGGGGACUACGUUUUAAUGCGACUGAGGAGUCCGCAACUACGGGUUAUCUUCUGCCUAGUUUCUGUGUUCAUGUACAUCUCCUUUGCCAAGGGGCUUGAUAUUUCAUCAGGUAGAGUCGUACCAUCAACAGAAAAUUCUGCUACGGGUACCGAGAAAACAUCGGGUCCGGCCACAGAUUUGGUCUCGACAGAAGACCAAGAGAAAAAAACGGGUAUCCACAAACUCAAUAAAACCGGGGCACGGCAAGACAUCCACGCGGACGAAGGACUACGGAAAACUCACAACGAGGAAGUGACGCCGAACAGGAGACAUGACAUCUCAAACAAACAGAAGAGCUCCACUAGUUCCACGUCGGUUCAGAAAACAAAAGAACCUGAUCCUCUGGCCGGAAACGAGGGGGGUAGCUUAAAAACAUGGGAGCAGCUUUGGAAUGCUGAGCAGGUUCUGCCUCCCUCGCUGCCAACCUCUGAAAUGAUUGAUAUGGACGACUAUUACACCUACGAUUACUUCGGAGACGCCGAAGAUGAUGACGACGAGGAUGAGGAUUCUAGAGGACUCUCUGUCGACAGAAGCAAGAAAGAUACCUCCUCGUUCACAGCAGACGGCAGGUCGCACUCACUGGACCGCCUAGCGGAGCUCGUGACGGGGGCAAACCCACAGAUGGGACCGGUGAAUCUCGGCACGCCCAACCCGGACAUAGAAAUCACCAUCGAGGUCGUGAACGGAGAGGAAGUUAAACAAGACGAUGUCGUCAUAUCCAUGGAUCUACGCGAAGAUGCCGUGGACACGCCGGCGGCGAUAGAUUCGCAGGGACACGAUGAAAAAGAAUCCCUCCGACCCGGACUGAAUAUGGACCGAGAGAACGACUUGGUCCCACCUUCCACAAAGUUGUCAGAGGAUUCUGACCAAUCUGAGGAGGAAUCGUACUUGAGUGUCCCCAGUGAUGAUGAGGAAGAUAGUUCUUACGCCUUUGAGUUUGUCACUUUGCGUCGUUUGCCCGACCCAGACGCCCAACAUUUCGAACCAGAUGACCCCGAGGAGAAGAAAGGGACGUGGACUGAGUGGUCUUCCUGCUCGGCAUCGUGUGGGGGCGGCAGAUCGGAGCGGUCGCGAUCCUGUGGCUUCUCGUGUAUGGCAACGGAAUCGAGGGACUGUAACCAUCAAGCAUGCCCACGUAAAGAAAAAAAUGACCCUCCCUCAGAUACCCUAAACGCUGAGACGCCUCAACUCCCCUCUGUCAAUACGGAGUAUUUGCAGACAGUCUUAGAUCCGGAUAACUUUGAUACGGACAGCUGCGAGGAGUGGAUGGGAUGCCGCAGCGAGACACUACUCGCAUACUUGUCUCGUCUUCAAGAUCUGCCCGCCUGCCCCUGUUUCUACCCCACCAACCUCGAGCGGAAUAACGCCAUUUGGGACCGGCAAAAGCGGCGAAUGUUCCGCUGGAUGGACACGAGUGGCCAGGAGUCCCGUCUGGACGUGUACAAACCCACGGCCUCGUACUGCAUCAUAUCCCUGCUGUCGCCGCACAGCACGAGCCUGGCCGCCCAGCAGUGUUGCUACGACGAGAACCUGCGGCUGAUCACGCGGGGCCCCGGGGCUGGCACCCCACAGCUCAUCAGCGCCGAGAUUUCGCCUGAGCUCCACUACAAAAUCGACAUCAUGCCGUGGAUUAUCUGCAAGGGAGACUGGACCAAGUAUAACAAAGUGCGGCACCCGAAUAACAUGCGGGAAUGUCAAGAGAUUCCCGACGAAGCCGAUUUCUACCGCCUGUUUCAAGAGGCCAAGAAUUUCUGAGAAGGCGUCACGAGCAAGGGUGAAAGUCCUCUAACACCGUUCACAUCCGACGACCGACCCGUGCCUCUCAGACAUGUCCGAUUAUUGACGAUACCUUCCGGGCAACAUACCGCAGUUGCACAUCAUUCAUCGAAACUUAGAUGCACGGCAAAAAACAAAUGCCGUCGAAAAUCGCCAGUGGGGGCUACGGUUGUCCUUAAAUCCCUGUAUAGGAACCGUCUGUCGGACGACCACAGGGCAGGGUGCCGGUGCGACGACCGCACAGUCCCGCUGGUCUUGGAGGGCAGUGACACUUUGACCGUAUCAUCGUAGGACUAAGCUGCAAUAACAGUUACAUAGAUCGAACUCGUAUUGCAAGACCGGAACCACGUACCUCACCCAGGAAUGAUUCUGUAAUCAGAACAACCGGGCGUGCACUCGGCGGCAGCGCUGGUGUGCAAGUUUCGACAAAAGGUCUUCCGGUCCUUGGAGUAAUAGGCGAUGUGCCGUGUACAGUGCUAUAACUAUGUAUUGUAUAAAUAUCUCAGGGAAAUCUUGGAAGUAUACUUUAUAUUUAUUAGGCAUUAACAGAUGGAAAUGGCACCCUAAGCUGGCUGUAAAACAUAUUGUAUCAUAGUCUGCGGGUCUUUCACAGAAAUGCUUGGGUCGUGACUCUCCCGGGAGGUUUUCACGAAAUCGUCAUGCACUGCUGUACUGAGUAGAUGUAGCAUUUAUCUGGUUUGGUGUCGCGUUUGCCACAUACUCCUCGAAACACGUUCAAUAUAGACAGUCGACAGACAUCGCUGAAGUAAAUUACUAAGCGCAUAUGCAAGAACAGAGCAUGUUCCACAGUACUUAAAUUCUCAUGAAAAUGUAUUCUUCCCUUUAAUGAAGAAACCCUUUUCUUAAUUUUUUUUGGGGGGGGGAAUGGUCAAGAAAAAAUAAGUGAAGAAGGCGAAAACGUCAUUAGGGAAGAAAUGUGUGAAUACAAUUAUUUACACGUGCGGGUCCUGGACCUCACCCUUCAGGGAAAUGUAACAGAUGCACAAUGUAUUACCAAGGAUUUUUCUCUAUAGUUCGUGACCUUAUACCUAGAGCCACAGCGAUGCUGUUGUGAAUAUUUACUUUCGUUUUCGAAAAGUUUCCUGUUGUGUUUUAAACAGUCAGUAUUUAUAAAUGUAUACUCUUGUUUUAUAACUGUUAUAUAUGCCAUAAUGUCUACGUGUUACCAUGACCAGUUUGCAGUGUGUAUAAAGGUAGCCUACUGACCUCAUUGCUGUACGCGUUAUCAGUCUGAUGAGGGUAAAAUGGGGCGUGUUGAUUCAAGAUCCUGAAAAAAAUUGGGUAGAUGCGUAGCCAUUUCAGGAGCUGAGUUUUUAAAACAAAAGUUAAAGACUUCUUUCUUUUCUUCCCCCGUAAAAUGUUAGAAAUGACUGAAUGGCAUGAUGACGCAAUGAUGGAAAGGGGCGAGACCCACAGAGGUGGGAGACCAGCAGUAAGUCUCCCCUACGUAACCAGAUGUAUUUGAUAUCAUCUGGUUUUUUAACCAAUCCUGAUCACGAAGGAUUAAUAUGGCAUUAAGGUCACUGAAUAUAAGACGAAAUGAGACGGCAUGUAUUGGAAUCAUCUUAUCCCGUACGGCGACCGUGAUGCCCGUUGUUUCCCACCCGAGCCUUCCCAUGAAGUGGGCGUAUAAACCGACAAAACACACUCAACUCGGUCUUAUGAAAAAAAAAAUGCUUUACUGCAAAUACGGAGACAGAAAUAUUCGGGUCUAAUUUUAAGGAUCAUUUUGAGCAUUCCCAGUUCUAUAUGCCUGAAUCAAGGAAUUCCUUCUCACGUUACUAGGCUCCACUUUCUUACUCAUUAAGUGAUGUGAUACACUUCCUUUGAUCUAGGCAGUAGGGUUUGUAUUCGGACUUUUCCGCGGUGUAUAAAAAAUCUCAUAAAGUAAAACAUUUUGAAAUGUGUUGUAAUCACAGAAUAAAGUGAUCAAUAAAAAAUUAUACAUUUAAGAAGGAUACAUGAGCUCUUUCCAUGGAUUCGCACACUGUGCUGUAUACUUGUUUGUACGGUUCUCUAAUGGGCAAUUUAUGCUGGACGCAAAAGCAAAUAUAAACGUGGCCUAUGACGUGGUGACAUGACGCUGCAAAUUCGCCAAAAAAAAUUCAACACAUUUCAACUCAAGCGAAUUUCACAUUUGCAUCGCCCUUGGAUUUUACAGGAGAAGGGUAUCACUUCAGAAACACACUGUUGGCAUACCGACAUUUACGUGUAAAUUUACAAAAAAGGUCGAUCAGAAAAUAAUGCGAUUACCAUAACGACGCACUCACACACAUACAACUCACAAAUUCUCUCGGUUCGACCGAUACAAACUACUUGUAAAACAUUAAGGGAGGUAGGUUUUGCAAAUGGUGAUUAAAUUGCUUCGGUUGUGAUGAAUAAUUUUUCGUGGCGAUCCAAUUUCCUAAUAAAACACGAAACUGAGAUUCACGAAACCGUAACAAAAACAAACCUGGAAUCUGUACUAGGCCUUCGGCUAAACCACACACAAAUCUGUGGUGUUUUUCGGAAGGACAGUGGUAUUUUAUGGAAUUAGAUCAAUAGCCCCUGGAAUGGAGUACUGGUAAACCAGGGUCACAAUUAUUCAGCCCCCAAACAAAUAUUCUGGUGUCGCUGCACGCCAUCAAGCGGGCAUUUUCUCUACGAAUUGGGACCAUGGGGUGAAAUUAACCACUUCGUUGGGUGGAUCGUGCAUAAAAUCCGAAUGCGGAAAACCAAGGGAAAUUUGAACAAGAUGAUUCAAUAGGUUUUUGUGUGGAUUCAAGCUUCUCUUUAAUCAGUAAUGGGUUUGGAAAAUCUGUGAACCUCUCGACGUCCUUAAGUUGAAGAGAAUUAUUUCUUCCACAAAUAAACUAUGUAUGAACUAGGAAGUAACUUGUAUUUUAAAGGCUAAAAGGUACUUUAAGUUUUCAAUCAAGUCAUGUUAACUCAAGAAUUGACAAAAUCCAAUAUUUAACAUUCAUUUAGUAGUUUUCAGUGCGUCUGAGGAGGUGGCCAAGUGGUGGUUUGCCACUUCACAGAGCAUGGGGAUUUUUGCCCAUUUCUUCGUUAGUCUUUUCAGAUGUUGCAAUAAUAUAAGCAAAGCAAAACACAUGGAAAUGUUCACCAGAAGCUCUCUACAAUCAGUAAAAUCGGAAUCAGUAAAAUCGUCGCGUGCGGAGAAAGACCGAAACUAAAACAACACAGAUUGAAGAGAAAUCAAUGCCAGUAACUCUUAUCAGAGAAACCUUUAACAUUUUCUACAUGAAAAAAAUAAAUCGAUGUAUAACAAAGCUAAGAACUUCUACAAACACCACAACCAAAAUUCCACGCUGACGAAUAAAGAGGGAAAAUGAACACAAGUGCAGUGAGGUCAAGACUUGACUGCGUCUCCUUGCAGGAACGGAAUGAACCCACUGUGAUAGUCGGUACGAAAUUACACCAACUAGCCCCACCAUUACAAGUUACACAUUUCAGUCAUCUGCAGAGUUCAUUACUUGUUCUGUCCCCAAAACAUGGGGGAAAAGUGAUUUCCCAAGCUCCCAUUCGGAAAUGAAAUAAUUUUCGCCGGACAUGAUAAAAGGCGAUAUUGUUCAAUCGUCCGCUCACACCUCACAGGUUAAACGUGCUCUUUGAUCCUGAACGAUCGGAGAGGUUUCAACAUUAGUGCCAUCUGUUCACCAUGAAUGAAAACUUCUAGACUU
Molecule: messenger RNA, 6188 nt
Organism: Acanthaster planci (crown-of-thorns starfish)
Lineage: Eukaryota; Metazoa; Echinodermata; Asteroidea; Valvatida; Acanthasteridae
Source: RefSeq, a predicted model, not a curated record